This is a messenger RNA of Armigeres subalbatus, 1602 nucleotides long. Its product is annotated as protein-lysine N-methyltransferase EEF2KMT. The record is from RefSeq and is a predicted model, not a curated record. The transcript has 4 exons. NCBI's taxonomy places the organism in Eukaryota, Metazoa, Arthropoda, Insecta, Diptera, Culicidae. Bases 255 to 1295 code for a protein of 346 amino acids.
AAGAUACUGUCAAAUAGAACUGUAUAUAGAUACAAGACAGUAGGAAGUAGAGAAGCAGAUAGACGAGCAAGAACACGGACCAGCAACGGAGGAUAAAGGCGAAACAAACUCGUUGGAAAUGUAUUCAUAUCAAGAUCAGUUCACUUAUCAUUUUGUGCAAUCCAGCUUUCGUGGCAGAUUUUCAAGAGGCGUCUAUUGUCGCGGUCACCGCCAACAAGCCGAAUCGCAUUUAGUGCUGCAGCGCGCCAGCAGCAAUGUUUCAGAAGUGUAAAAAUAAAACCAUGCGCUUUGAGGAUGCCCUGGCACUAGUUAGAAAGAACUUUUUGUGCGGAACGCCUAUUAAUCAAAUAGAUUGGCACGGCCUUUUGGACGAUAUCUGCUGGGAAGAACAGGAAGUAUUAUUGAAUGAAACAGUGAAUAAUUCUCUAGUAGUUCAAUAUCCUUUAAGAACAGGAUAUCAGGUAGCAUUUCUGAAGCACAUCAUACACCAUCUGAAUAAGAUGAACGUAGAACAGCACGAUCAGCUUUACGAAAGAUACUGUGGUUUAUUAAGUCAAUCAGGGAUGGAGGACCAAGCUGGAUUCAGUUACAAACAUUACGAGUUACCUGGGAACGGAGUGAUUACCUUGAAGGAAUCAUCCGCACUUAUAUCGGAGGGAACAACGGGAUUGUGUAGUUGGCAAGCUUCAAAAGCAUUGUGUGAGUUUAUUACAAAUAAUCUAGAAGACUUCCACGGCAAAAAUAUACUGGAACUCGGCUCAGGUGUAGGAUUAUCCGGAAUAUUUAUGGCAAAAUACUGUGAACCCUCGAUGAUAGUUUUAUCCGAUUGUCAUAGCUCAGUAGUAAGUACGUUGAAGCAAAACGUUGAACUGAACUUUCCCAAGGGCACAAAGGUCGAAACUGAUAACCCACUUAUUAAUUGUUUGGUCGAUAAUGGAGAUUCGAUAGUCGCUGUGAUGGACCUUGACUGGAGUUAUAUUAACGCAUCCAACAUAAAUCAAUUGAUCGAACCAGAUGUCCUCGUCGGAGCGGAUAUCGUAUAUGACCAAGCGCUAUUUCAACCUCUACUCACCGCUAUUAACUACGUAUUUGCACUCACAAACAAUAAGUGCAAAUUCGUUCUGUCCUGUACAGAACGCAACCAAGACACGCUGAACGACUUUCUGGAAAUGCUAGUAACUGCCAAGUUUCGAAUAAAUGAGGAGGCGGUGUGCUCUCCGAAGCAUUUUCAAUGGGAUGGUACCGCUUCCAAGAUCAGAAUAUUCUCCAUCACUAGAGAUUGGAGCUUUCAGUAACACAACCCACUAAGGAAAAGUGUACAACUUUAACCAAUGUUCAGCUUUCCUAAAAUCGUCCUACUAUAUAUAAAAUUUUGAUCAGGUUCCUUCCAAACAAUGUCCAUGCAUGUUUACUAUUGAAGUUUUUAACUUUUACAGCUUUGGGCCUUAGGCUACCUAGCGACGUUCUCCUCCCUUACAAUAUUAGAAAUAGUUUACACUUUCCACGCUGUGUUUAGAUGAACGGUACAAAUUAUUUCAUACGCAAGAUGCAAAUAAAAGACAAAUAAAAUCAACAAAAAUAAAAUAAGUAUUUAAAUUUGAA